Messenger RNA from Cygnus olor (mute swan), 6988 nucleotides. RefSeq names its product mannose receptor C type 2 (gene MRC2). The record is from RefSeq and is a predicted model, not a curated record. Gene Ontology annotation, molecular function: signaling receptor activity. NCBI's taxonomy places the organism in Eukaryota, Metazoa, Chordata, Aves, Anseriformes, Anatidae. The transcript is spliced from 30 exons. The coding region runs from base 84 to 4493 and encodes 1469 amino acids.
CCUCCCGCCCCUCCGCCGUCCCCCGGCCGAGGGAAGCGGCGAGGCCCCGGCGCGGAGCGGAGCUCGGCGGGGCAGCUCCGGGCAUGGGGCGCCCCCGGAGGCCGCGGCCUCUGCGAGCCUCCCUCGGCUGCCUCCUGGGCCUCCAGCUGGUGCUCGGCGCUGCGCACCCAGACUCCAAAGUCUUCCUCAUCUACAACGCGGGCGCUCAGGGCUGCCUGGAGACCAAGGACUCGCUGGUGCGGCUCGCCAAGGGCUGCAACGCCAGCGCCCCGGCCCAGCAGUGGAAAUGGGUCUCGCGCAACCGCCUCUUCAACGUGGGGGCCAUGCAGUGCCUGGGGGUGUCGUGGCACGGGGCCAAUGCCACGGCCGGGCUGCACCCCUUGGCCACCUACGAGUGCGACCGCGAGUCCAUCAACAUGCGCUGGAGCUGCCGCAGCCUCGGCGAGCAGCUCUCACAGCACCUCGGCGCCCGCCCGGGCAAUUCCUCGCUGGACAGAGGGGACCAGGCGCGCGGCUCUCAGUGGAGGACGUACGGCACCGAGGAGGAUCUGUGCUCCGUGCCCUACUCCGAGAUCUACACCAUCCAGGGCAACUCGCACGGGAAGCCCUGCACCAUCCCCUUCAAGUACGACAACCAGUGGUUCCACGAGUGCACCAGCACGGGGCGGGAGGACGGCCACCUCUGGUGCGCCACCACUCAGGACUACGGCAAGGACGAGCGAUGGGGUUUCUGUCCCAUAAAGAGUAACGACUGCGAGACCUUUUGGGACAAGGACCACCUCACCAACAGCUGCUACCAGUUCAACUUCCAGUCCACGCUGUCCUGGCGGGAGGCUUGGAACAGCUGUGAGCAGCAGGGAGCCAACCUGCUCAGCAUCACCGAGAUCCACGAGCAGACCUACAUCAACGGGCUGCUGACGGGGUACAGCUCCACGCUCUGGAUCGGGCUCAACGACCUGGACAUCAACGGGGGCUGGCAGUGGUCGGACAACUCGCCGCUCAAGUACCUCAACUGGGAGAGCGACCAGCCCGACAACCCCAGCGAGGAGAACUGCGGCGUGAUCCGCACCGAGUCGUCCGGAGGGUGGCAGAACCGCGACUGCGGCAUCGCCCUCCCCUACGUCUGCAAGAAGAAGCCCAACGCCACCGCUGACCCCUUCCUGACGGACUCGUGGUCAGAGGUGAAGGUGGACUGCGAGCCCAGCUGGCAAUCCUUCCAGUCCAACUGUUACCGCCUGGUGGGGGAGAAGAAGAGCUGGCAGGACGCGAAGAAGACCUGCCUGCGGAGCGGGGGGGACCUGGUCAGCAUCCACACCCUCUCCGAGCUCGAGUUCGUCACCAAGCAGAUCAAGCAAGACGUGGAGGAGCUCUGGAUUGGCCUAAACGACCUCAAGUUGCAGAUGAACUUCGAGUGGUCGGACGGGACGCCCGUGAGGUUCACCUACUGGCACCCCUUCGAGCCCAACAACUUCCGCGACAGCCUGGAGGACUGCGUGACCAUCUGGGGACCGGAAGGGAGGUGGAAUGACAGCCCCUGCAACCAGACCCUGCCCUCUAUCUGCAAAAAGCCCGGCCGGGUGAGCCAGGAGAAAGAGGAGGAUGACCACGGGUGCCGAAAGGGCUGGAAGUGGCACAGCCCCUCCUGCUUCUGGCUGGGCGAGGACCGCGUCACCUACAGCGAUGCCCGCAAGCUGUGCUCCGACUACGGCUCCACGCUGGUCACCAUCACCAACAGGUUCGAGCAGGCAUACGUCAGCAGCCUCAUCUAUGGCUGGGACGGCGAGUAUUUCUGGACGGCGCUGCAGGACAUCAACGAGACGGGCGCUUUCCGCUGGCUGAGCGGCGACGAGGUCAUGUACACCCACUGGAACCGCGACCAGCCCGGUUACAAUAAGGGCGGCUGCGUGGCUCUGGCCACCGGCAGCUCCAUGGGGCUGUGGGAGGUGAAGAACUGCAGCACCUUCAAGGCCAAGUACAUCUGCCGGCAGAACCUGGGCACGCCGGUGAACCCCGAGCUGCCCAGCCCCUACCCCACGCCCAGCCUCACCGGCGCCUGCCCCCCCGGAUGGAGCGCGGACCCCAAGCUGCGGCACUGCUACAAGGUGUUUAAUUUUGACAAGCUGCAAGAGAAGAAGACGUGGAUCGCGGCGCAGGAGUUCUGCCGGGAGCUGGGGGCUCAGCUGCUCAGCCUGGGCAGCUACGAGGAGGAGCACUUCGUCGCCAACACCCUCAACAAGAUUUUUGGCGAGUCAGAGCCGGAGAUCCACGAGCAGCACUGGUUCUGGAUUGGCCUCAACCGGCGGGACCCUGCGGGGGACCGGAGCUGGCGGUGGAGCGACGGGCUGGGGUUCUUCUACCACAACUUUGACCGCAGCAACUACGACGACGACGACAUCCGGAACUGCGCGGUGCUGGACCUGGCGUCCCUGCAGUGGAUGCCAAUGCAGUGCGAAGCCCAGCUGGACUGGAUCUGCAAACUGCCCAAAGGUGCUGAUGUGAAGGAGCCAGAGAUCACAACCCAAGGCAGCAAAGAGUGGGUGAAGUACCAGGAGGCCGAGUACAAGUUCUUCGAGCACCACUCGACGUGGGUGCAGGCGCAGCGCAUCUGCAGCUGGUUCCAGGCAGAGCUGGUGUCGGUGCACGGCGAGGCCGAGCUGCGCUUCCUGGGCCAGAACCUGAAGAAGUUCUCCAGGGGCCAGGAGCAGCAUUGGUGGAUCGGGCUGCACACCUACGAGAAUGACGGGAGGUUCAAGUGGUCCGAUGGGUCCCUCCUCAACUUCGUCUCCUGGGCACCUGGCAAGCCGCGUCCCAUCAACAAGGACAAGAAGUGCGUCUACAUGACGGCCAGCAGAGAGGACUGGGGGGACCAGAAGUGCCUGACGGCGCUGCCCUACAUCUGCAAGCGGAGCAAUGCCACCGCCGUGAAGCCCUCCCCGCCACCGAUGCCCGCUCCCACAAGCGGGGGCUGUCCCCAUGGCUGGUUCCCCUUCCUCAGCAAGUGUUUCAGCUUCAACGGCCGCGACAAAGCCGAGAUCAUGAAGUGGCCGGAGGCGAAGCAGGCGUGUGAGAACCAGGGCGCCGUGCUGGCCACCAUCUCCAACCCACUGGAGCAGGCUUUCAUAACAUCCAUGCUGCCGAACAUCUCCUUCGACCUCUGGAUUGGCCUCCACGAUGCCAAGAAGGAGUUCCAGUGGGUGGAGGGCGAGCCGCUGCGGCACGUGAGCUGGGCGCCUGGCGAGCCCUCGGGGUGCAGCGCCUCCAGCCCCAGUGACAAGCCGACCAACUGCGUGGUGGUGUGGCACGGCUCCCCCCCACACUUCACGGGGCGCUGGGACGACCGGAGCUGCGUGGAAGAGAAGCACGGCUACAUCUGCCAGCGGAGCAUAGACCCGUUCCUGAGCCCCGCGCGGACGCCGUACCCUCCCUCGCCCACCGGCACCCUCUUUUACCACAACAGCACUUACCGCAUCCUGCAGAAACCCCUCAGGUGGCACGAGGCCCUGCUGCUCUGCGAGACCCUCAACGCCACCCUGGCCACCAUCCCCGACCCCUACAGCCAGGCCUUCCUCACCCAGGCCGUCAGCAGCCUGCGGGCCCCGCUCUGGAUCGGGCUGGCCAACAACGAGGGAGGCCGGAGCUACUCGUGGCUGACGGAGGAGAACCUCUUCUACGCCAACUGGCAGGACGGGGAGCCCCAGCAGGUCGCCAGCUGCUCCUACAUGGACGCGGACGGGAGCUGGCGCACGGCCGGCUGUGACACCAAGCUGCAGGGCGGCAUCUGCCAGCUCCGGUCAGGUGCCACCCGCGCACACAAGUGGAGCUACAGCGGCAGCUGCCCCAAGUCGCUGGAGGACUCAUCGUGGAUCCCCUUCCGGGACCACUGCUACACCUUCCACAUGGAGAUCACCCUGGGGCAGAAGGAUGCCAUGCGGAGGUGCCAGAAAGUUGGUGGCACGGUGUUGUCCAUCCAGGACGAGACGGAGAACGUCUUUGUGUGGGAGCAUCUCCAGGCCUACGAGGGCCCAUCCAAGGGUGCCUGGCUGGGCAUGACGUUCAACCCCAAAGGAGGUACCUUGGUUUGGCACGACAACACCGCCGUGAACUACUCCAACUGGGGCCAGCACGACACGGGGCCCAGCAUGCUGAGCCAGAACAGCUGCUACUGGAUCCAGAGCAGCAACGGCGUCUGGCGCCUGGGCUCCUGCACCAACGUCACCAUGGGGGUCAUCUGCAAGAUCCCCCGAGCGGAGGAGAGCAGCUUUUCCAGGGCAGCUCUGCCGGAGAACACGACAGCCAUCGCGGUGGUGGUGCUGUCAACGCUGGUGCUGUGCGCCCUGCUGGGCAUCGCCGUCUACCUGUACAAGCGGCGGAGGAGCUCGGAGCGAGGCGCCUUUGAGAGCGCCCGCUACAGCCGCACCACCUCCAACCCCAGCGAAGCCGCCGAGAAGAACAUCCUGGUGUCGGACAUGGAGAUGAACGAGCAGCAAGACUAACGGCAGGGGGGACGCUGGGGACGGGGGGAUGGGGAGGGGGGGAUGGAGAGCAUCACACAGGCUAUCCCCAGGGCGAGCACGGCAGGGGCAGCAGCGGGUCAAGGAGAGGGGCUGGGGUCGGGGUGUCCCAAGGGUCACUGCCGCCACCUCCGGGCUCGUCCCCGGCUGCUGGGUGUUCGUCUGCAGCAGCCACGGAGGCGGUUUCAGGGCUAAAAUGUUUAGGGGAAAGUUGCCCCCUGCUUUAAGAGCUUUCCCUGAACAGGCUCCGAGACACCUUCCCCUUGGGAGAAGGCAAGCGUGGGCGUUCAGGGCCCUGCGGUGGGCUCGCUCCCCCCGGAAAACGAGCUGGUGUCUGAGAAGACAUCCUCCUGGGCAAGAGGUCUCCAAAGCCAAUCUACCUCCCCUUCCUGCGUGCGAGGAGGGCCAGCCCCACGACCCCGCCAGUCCUCUCCCCCUCCUCGUCCUCAUCUCCCACCUCCAGCAGCAGAGACGUCGCGGUGACCCCAGCAAGGACACCCCCACCCCAACCCCAACAGCUCAGCGAUGCGACCCCUUCUCCUCCCCGCUGCAUCCCUCGGGCUGCAUCCGGCCAUGGCGAGGCAGCCGCUGCUGCUUCCUGCGGGCUGGUGGCACAAUCCUGCCCUGCUCGCUGCUCCGUUGGUCCCUGUCCUGGUUAGCACAGAGCAAACCUCCCCGGUGGGAGCGUCCUUGGCACCCCAGGUUUUGAGCAGAUCAGAGAACUGGAAGCCCCAAGCAUCCUCCUGUUGGUUAGGCGCAGCGCUGGUCGGCGGCCCUGCUCCCCGAGCCACUCGGCACUCAGAUCCCCUGAGAGAUUUGGCCAGUUUCUGCCCGACUGCAAAGCGCGUGGAGGAGGGAGCAAAAAAUAAAGAAAAGGCUCGGGGCCAGGCACCGAGAGCUGGAGCUGCCCUGCGUCCCCCGCGCCCACCCACUCACCACCCUUCCUUGCAGGGCAGGGACAGCGCAGGGCUGGUUUUGCUUGUUCGGGCCAGGAGGACGAGCGUAAGGGAUGUAGGGUGGGCACCAAUUCGGAUUUUUUUUUGGUGGUAAUUUUGGAGGUUUUUGUUUUGUUUUUUGUUUUUUUUUUAAGGAAACGAUAGCUUUUUUUGCUAUACUGUAUUGAGUGCGUGCUGAAUAUAUACGUUCUUUCACACAGCUGGCUGGGGUAUGUGUGGUUGCCUGUUUUACGUGUAAGGUGUAGGUGAGGAGGAGGAAGGCGCUGCAUGGCUGAGCCCCCUGCUCGCUGUCGAGCUGUGCAAUAAGGAGCGCGCGUGCCCCGGGGCUGAGCCGUCCUGCUCCUGCAGCAGCACCCCCGGCACUGGGGUCGGAACAGAGGAUGCCCGGAGGUAGCGAGAGAUGCUCAGGCCCUGCAGGGGGGUCCCUGCUGGGAACGGGACCCGAAAGAGCCCCCAUAACCUCUGAAGCAAGGCGGCAGAACCCCCAUAAAAAGACGUUUUCACGUAGCCCUCUGCCUCCAAGGCUCACUUUUUUUGUUGUGAAGACGAGGGGAACUAGCUAAGUUGUGUUACUCUCAUUUUUGACACCUGUGUCGAUUUUAAAAUCUGUUGAUUUCACUUAAGCUGGACAUUAAGUGUUUAAGAAACUGUUGGGGGGUGGGACAGGGGAACAAGGGAUCGUUUUGUUUUGUUUACUUUUUGGCAACGUCUAAAAGCCGCCACGACAUUUCAGGGCGAGAGAGAGCCUGGAGCUGCCCCGGGUCCGGUUCUCGGUCUUGGCUUUGUCCACAUUCAUUUCUUGAGGUCCUUUCUGGCUUGGAGCUGUUGGUUUUCUUUCCUGUUGUGGGUGCCGGAUCCUGGAGAGCUGAGCAUGAGUCCGUCCCGAUCCCUGGCCCCAGCAGGCGUUCAGCUCCUCCAGCACCUGGGCUCGCGGGGGAUGCUGCACUGCACGUCCUCUGCGACUCCUCCCGCUGGUGGGAAGUCCCAAAGGAAAAGCUGAGGUCAGGUUUGGUGGGAUGGAGUGGGGGAAGAGCGGUGCUGAGGGCAAGAGGUGCAGCUGGGCAGGAUUGGGCUCAUUUAGGGCAUCGCACAGAGCCCUGGGCUCAGUGGGGCUGGCACAGCGUGGGGUUCUCCGUGCUCUGUCACAGCCCAUGGCUUUCACCCAGCCCUAUCCAGGAACACUUUUUUAAAGAGAUUUUUCUUUUUAUUUUUUUCUUGAUUAAUUUCCUUCUCUUUCCUCCUUCUCUACCUUCAAGCAAAGAAGUCUGUACAAUAUAGGGGAAAUUUUGUACAAGAAUAAUUUUGUCAGCUGUUGGCAGUGAUCAGGAUUGCAGGAAAAUUGCAUAUACGGUUAAGUGGUAUCGCCUAUCACCAUUAGAAUAAUGUGAAGAAUUGCUUAAAAGGACCCUGUCAAUUAUAUAUAUAUAUAUAAUAUAUAUAUAUAUAUAGUUUUGCAUUUUUUUACUCUCUGUGGUGUGUAAGAUCCUUUUAGAAGCUUGGAAAUAAAAUUUCCUUCCCCAC